GCGAGGAUGCAUCGCCAGUUGGAUUUGCGCGCGCUGACGCGCUGCAGGUAGACGAAGAAAAACAAGUGUUUUCAUACGUACGCGUAACAGUGCGUGGCUGCAGAGAAGAAAACAUAGAUAUUCGAUAUAGGGGACCGACGAGUGAAAAUGGUGUCGUCGGCGAGCGAGAAGGAGAUGGAGGCGGCCCCCGAGAAGAAACGUGGGCUUAGCCAUUACGCUUUUCACUUGCCGAGACCGCUGAAUAUCGAGGAGAAGAAGUACCUGCUGUCGGUCGAGAGAGGCGACUUGCCUAACGUCAGGAGGAUACUGCAGGCGGCUAGGAAACCGAUCAACAAAUCCAUCGACGUAAACUGCGUGGACAGCCUGGGCCGCGGGGCUCUGACACUGGCGAUCGAGGCGGAGAAUUUGGAGAUGCUGGAACUGCUGAUCGUCAUGGGGGUCGAGACGAAGGACGCGCUCCUGCACGCUAUCAAUCAAGAAUUCGUCGAAGCCGUCGAGCUGCUGCUCGAGCACGAGGAACUCUUGCGAAACAUCGAGAUCGAGGCGGCAGGUGGCAACUGCAAAGCCGAGAUAGUGCACAGCUGGCAGAAGGUCGACCCGUCGCUGGCCCGCUACGCGCCGGACAUGACACCGCUGAUCCUCGCGGCUCAGAAGAACAACUACGAGAUCCUGAAGCUUCUGCUCGACCGGGGAGCUACUCUCCCGAUGCCCCACGACAUCAAGUGCAGCUGCGACGACUGCGUGCGCGCGGCAACAGGCGAUCCUCUGAGGCUCUCGAGCACGAGGAUAGCCGAGUACCGGGCACUGGCCAGUCCAAGUUUAAUAGCCCUGAGCUCGCCCGAUCCCCUGAUGACGGCCUUCCAAUUGAGCUGGGAACUGAGGGGGCUCGCCCUCGCCGAGCCCGAGAGCUGCGCCGAGUAUCUACGGCUACGCAAGCAGGUGGAAAAAUUCGCAGUGGACCUCCUGCAGCAAACUCGCAGCUCGUCCGAGCUGAACACCAUCCUGAACUACGACCCCGACGAUCACUCGGCAGAGCCGACUAAACAGCUCGCGAGACUCGAACAGGCCAUUCGUUACAGGCAGAAAAAGUUCGUCGCACACCCACACGUCCAGCAACUCCUGGCGGCUAUAUGGUACGAAGGUGUGCCCGGCUUCCGCAGGAUGGGCGCAAUCCAGAGAGCCUGGAUCAUAGUUAAAACAGCCCUGCUCUUCCCGUUCUACUGCACCAUUUACUUUUUCACGCCCAACACGUCGACAGGACAUACGAUGCGCCGGCCCUUCAUGAAGUUUCUCGUACACGCGUCGUCCUACCUCUUCUUCCUACUGGUAUUGAUCCUGGUGUCCCAGCGUUUCGAGGAGGAGCUUCUCAGCUGGUUCGGCACUGAUUACGACCGGCAACAGCUCGAGGAAGGCUUCUCCAAGCAAAGAGGCCUGGGCCCCUCCUUCCUCGAGUGCAUCGUCGUCAUCUACGUGCUCGGCUUCAUUCUGGAAGAGACGCGAGAGGUCUACGUAGACGGUCUACGAGCCUACCUGCGCGAUCUCUGGAACUUCAUCGACUUCACGCGCAACGCGCUGUACGUAGCGACGGUCAUCCUCAGAGUGGCCGCCUACAUUCAGCAGUCGGCGGAGAUCAAUCAGGACAGCGCUGCCGCUACGAUCCCCCGCGAGCGUUGGCCCGACUUCGAUCCGCAGCUCAUCGCCGAGGGCCUAUUCGCAGCGGCGAAUAUCUUCAGUGCGCUGAAGCUCGUGCAUCUCUUCAGCAUCAACCCGCACCUCGGUCCGCUGCAGAUCUCCCUCGGGCGCAUGGUCAUCGACAUAGUCAAGUUCUUCUUCAUCUACACGCUGGUGCUGUUCGCGUUCGCCUGCGGUCUGAAUCAAUUGCUCUGGUACUUUGCCGAAUUGGAGAGGAAAAAGUGCUACAGCGAUAUCGACGAGCCCACUUGGGAUUCGGCGAGCGACUCUUGCAUCAGGUGGCGGAGGUUCAGCAGUUUGUUCGAGACUUGCCAGAGCUUGUUCUGGGCGAGCUUCGGGGGCGUAGGCAUCGACAGUUUCGAAUUGACUGGCAUCAAGAGUUACACGCGAUUCUGGGGCCUGUUGAUGUUCGGCUCGUACUCCGUGAUAAACGUGAUCGUCCUCUUAAAUCUCCUGAUCGCCAUGAUGAGCAACAGCUACGCCAUAAUCGAGGAACACGCCGACACCGAGUGGAAAUUCGCCAGGACGAAGCUCUGGAUGAGCUAUUUCGAGGAGGGCAACACACUGCCACCGCCGUUCAAUAUUUUACCUCAUCCAAAGCUUCUGAUGAGGUGUUGCGGUGUGCAGCGCAAGAGCAUGAGCAAACGCAGCAGCAUUCGAAGACGCGCCCGAGAGCACAAGUACGGCUCGGUGAUGAAGGCUUUGAUCUGGCGGUACGUCGUUAACGCUCAUUCAGAGCACGAGAUGGAACCCGUGACCGAGGACGACAUUCACGAGCUCAAGUCCGAUUUCUCCUCUUGGCGCUGCGAGCUUCUCGAAAUUCUCAAGAGGAACGGAAUGGACACCGGUGGCGCCGACACUUCCAACAGUACCGUCCUCGGCAAGAAGAUGCGAGUCUGGGAGCGAAGGCUGAUGAAGGACUUCCAAGUGGCAUCUCUAGCCGACGACCCUAUCGAGGAGAUGCAGCACCUCGAGAACCCGCCGGAGAACGAGGAGAUAGCAGCCAAGUGGCGCAGAAUCGCCCGGCUGGCAGUCCUGAAAUCCGCCGAGCACCGCUGGACACAAGUGAUCGACAACACCGUGACCAAGUCGCAGAUCGGCAGAAGCAACAACCGAGUGUCUCUGAGGAACCAGGCGAACCUCAAGCGAGUCAUGGAAGAGGCCAGGAGACUGUCGCUGACGAGUCCACCGCCUCCUUUGACUCCGAUUAAAUUGCCCGACACGAUCAAUCCGACCAAUAUACUGAGGGUCUUGAAAGAUGACGAUGACUUUAACCAUUUCCCAAUGGACGUGUCGCCCGCUAUCAGCAUGACGAUGGCGAUGACUCAGGAGCCUGCUUCGCUGACGGACAAUGUUAGAACAAAGAACGAUUCCUCGGCGCUGAACUACGUGAACGAGCGGUACCAGGGCCGAUCAGCUUCGCCGCGGCCUCUUGCACCCAUACGCACGUCGCCCCCGCGCGUCGUCAAGCGUAAGCCGCAAGCUCCUCCACCGGGCCAUGCACUACCCAGAAGUCCUGCCAGCAACAUCCUCAGCGUUGAUAACCUCGUGGUACCGGGCGACGGUAGCAGCAGCAACGUCGUGAGGCCGAGGCCCAAGAGCCCGAGGAGGGUACCCGAGGUGGCGAUCAGCCCCGUCACGCCUGAACAGAAAGCUAGCAACUGCGGUAGAGGCUUUGUGAAGAUCGAGCCGAGAUCACCGAGGGUAGCAGCUGCCAACAAGUCGCCGAGGAGAAACGGUGGCUGGCUCUGAAGGGAGGGCUGGUAACUUGCGUAUCGACUGAUGGUGAAAGGCUGGCGUCCGAGCUUGGGCGUGUUUUGCGGAAGUGUACAUGACUGCACUCGAAGGUGCCAUUGCUGUUGAUUUUUUCAUUGUUUUUUUAUUUUAUAGAAAAUUAUUGUUGAUUAAUGAGAUAGUUACACAGUCGUUGAAUUUACGAAAGAAUCAUCGACGAUGUUUUUAGAGAACGUAGAAAUGAGACGUGAAAGCAGAGGCAGAGAUUUUUAACGCUGAUAGUAAUAUCAUUGUAUAUAGCUUAUUAUCUAAGUAAAUCGUUUGGGACUUUUGCCAUGUAUUGAUUUUGUUUACAAGAAGUUUUUGAAUAAAAACUUGUGUAUUAUGUAUAUAUA
Molecule: messenger RNA, 3821 nt
Organism: Nasonia vitripennis (jewel wasp)
Lineage: Eukaryota; Metazoa; Arthropoda; Insecta; Hymenoptera; Pteromalidae
Gene: trpl
Product: transient-receptor-potential-like protein
Exons: 15
Coding region: 148-3444 (1098 amino acids)
Biological process (GO): regulation of cytosolic calcium ion concentration; manganese ion transport; calcium ion transmembrane transport
Cellular component (GO): cation channel complex; membrane
Molecular function (GO): store-operated calcium channel activity; protein binding; inositol 1,4,5 trisphosphate binding
Source: RefSeq, a predicted model, not a curated record